GCAAACUCCGCUCCUGACCUCGCCCACACACCAAUCUGCUCCUCUCCGCCGACAGUGCAGCCUGUACAGUUGAGAACCGGCAUCACCAGAACCUCCUUUCCUUUCCCGACUGCUUCAGCCGUCCGCCAUCGCUCACAAUGGCCGCUCUCACGCGGACCACCACGACCGAGUCUGCCAUGUACCCAGGUAGCCGGAUGGGCGCCUGGCGCCGGCGCGGCAUCAUGCUGUCGCUGUGCCUGACCCUCUUCCUCGCCGCUCUCGACGUGACCAUUGUGGCCACUGCACUGCCGACCAUCUCGACCGCCCUCAAUGCCACGGCCGCCGAGUACGCGUGGGUCGGCAGCAGCUACACGCUCGCCUCGACCUCGAUGGCGCCCAUCUGGGCCAAGAUGUCCGACAUCACGGGCCGCAAGUCGGCCCUCAUCGGCGCCAACGUGUGCUUCAUGGCCGGCAGCACCGUCGCGGCACUUGCCAACACGGCGUCCGUGCUUGUCGGUGGGCGUGUGCUCCAGGGUCUGGGCAGCGGCGGCAUGUUCAUCAUUGUCACAAUUGUCAUCGGCGACCUGUUUGAGCUAAAGGACCGCGCAAAAUACUACGGCCUGACUGCGCUGGUGUGGGCCGUUGCUGGUGCAGUUGGGCCGGUCAUGGGCGGUGCCUUUACUCAGACCAUAGGUUGGCGGUGGUGUUUCUGGAUCAACCUCCCGUUUGACGCUCUUUCUCUGGCCAUGCUGUCUUUCGUCCUGAAGCUUGACACACGGAAAAUUGCCGUCCUCGAGGCCCUCAAGGCGCUCGACUGGGUGGGCUCUUUCAUCAUCGUCGGCGGCACCAUCUGCUUCCUGUACGGCCUCGAGACGGGCGCGAGCGGACAGCACCAGGCGGACGGGAGCGGCGGCGGCUGGUCCUCGCCGACCGUCAUCUCUCUGAUGGUGGUGGGCAUCGCGCUCCUGUGCUUCUUCUGCUUCUACGAGGCCCGCGUCGCCAAGAACCCGCUCAUGCCGCCCGCCAUCUUCGCGUCCUUCACCAACGUGGCCAUGUACGUCAUGCUGUGCGCGCACUCGUUCGUCAUCAUCGCGUACAGCUACUUCCUGCCGCUGUACUUCCAGACCGUGCUCAAGUUCAGCCCCCUGAUCUCGGGCAUAUCCAUCUUCCCCAUGAUCUUCCCCAUGACGGCCAUGACGUACCUGUCGGGCCAGUUCGUCAACCGCACGGGCAACUACCAGAUCCCGAUCUGGUUCGCGGUGCUCAUGAUGACCCUGGGCAGCGGCCUGCUCAUCAACCUGGGCACCGAGGUCAGCUGGGCCAAGAUUGUGUGCUUCCAGAUCAUCCUGGGCCUCGGCACGGGCCCGCUCUUCCAGGUGCCCAUGAUUGCCCUGCAGAGCCAGCUCCAGCCAAAGCUCAUCCCACCCGCCAUGUCGGCGUUGGGCUUCCUCAAGAACCUCGGCACCUCGUGCUCCAUCAUCGUCGGCACCGUCUUGAUCCAGAGCAGGCUCGGCGUCAGCGGAGGGCUGACGCAGGGGCAGCACGAUGGAGGCGGCGCGGCUGGCGGCGGCAGCAGCGGCGGCGGCGACGGCAACUUCGAGCGGGCGUAUGUGGGCGCGCUGCAGAUCAUGUGGGUAUUUUACACGUGCAUCUGUGUGCUCACGGUGCUGUCGGCGUUCUUCCUCAAGAGGGAGAACAUCAAGAACAAGCGGGACGCUCGGCAGCAGCCCGCGUCGCAGGACGAGUCCCAGCAGCAGCAGCAGCCGCAGUCGGAGUUGCAAUCGCAAUCACAGGAUGAGGAGACCGGCACGCAGACUGAUGCCGAUGAUCUGCGGACCAAGACGUCGGCGAGCGAAGACGAGAAGAAGCCUGUGGAGGAGGAAUCCAUUGCCGUGGAGGACCUGGGCCAAGCCAUGGCGGUCAUGGAUGCGGACAGAAAGAAGGAGGGCUUGUAAAGUACUGUGUUAUAUCAUAGAUGGUUUUGUCGAAC
Messenger RNA from Microdochium trichocladiopsis, 1969 nucleotides. Its product is annotated as major facilitator superfamily-domain-containing protein. The record is from RefSeq and is a predicted model, not a curated record. Gene Ontology annotation, molecular function: transmembrane transporter activity. Gene Ontology annotation, biological process: transmembrane transport. Lineage: Eukaryota; Fungi; Ascomycota; Sordariomycetes; Xylariales; Microdochiaceae. Bases 138 to 1934 code for a protein of 598 amino acids. The transcript is spliced from 3 exons.